Echinops telfairi (small Madagascar hedgehog) is the source of this 2201-nucleotide messenger RNA. It is a transcript of the gene KNOP1, whose product is annotated as lysine rich nucleolar protein 1. The record is from RefSeq and is a predicted model, not a curated record. The transcript has 5 exons. Bases 90 to 1448 code for a protein of 452 amino acids. Lineage: Eukaryota; Metazoa; Chordata; Mammalia; Afrosoricida; Tenrecidae.
AGAGCUUUCCACUCCCGUAAAGCGUUUCCGUCUCAGGAACUGAGAGGCAGUUGUAAUUCUGUCAUACAGGGUCGCUAUGAGUCGGCAGAAUGAUCACCAAGACCCAGCGAGUGGACGUGGGUGUUGGCCUUCCCGAGAAAAAGAAGAAGAAGAAAGUGGUCAAAGAGCCUGAGCUCCAGUAUUCCGUCUUCAAAGAUGACUACUUCAUCGAGGUUUCUCCUCACAGAACCACCUCCCGCUCCAAGAGUGCGUUCCACACGCCCGAGACGCCACUCGUGAAGAAGAAGAAAAAGAAGAAGAAAGUCCCUGCUCUGGACCACCUAGAGCCCCAGGCGGUGCUGCUGGCCCGGCGCCCAGCCAGGUCGGCCAGCCCCCGGAAGCAGGCCCUGAGCGUGGUGGAGCUCCACAGCGGGGAGGAGAAGAAGAAGAAGCAGCAGCGCCGCUCCGUGUCCGUCCUGGGCCUGCCCCACGGCCUGGCCGGGGAACCCUCCCUGCACGACAGACUGGGGGUGGACGGACCCAGAGCUGGCAAGAAGCUCAAAAAGCACAAGAAGGAGAAAAGCGCUCAGGACCCCGUGGCCUUCUCAGCCCAGAGCCCUUGGCUGUACGAGGCUGGCGACGUGCUCUACACCUGUGCAGCGAGGGAGCUGGAGGAGGAGCUGGCGGCCGCCAAGCAGAAGCGGAAGCAGGGGAGCCGCAUCAAGGUGAAGAAGAAAAAGAAAAUCUACCAGGAUGGAGACCUGCCCCUAGAACACCUCGAAAUCUCCGGGUUGGCGAGGAGCAGCUCUAGGAAAAGAAGUAAAAAGAAGCUAGCCGAAGUGGAGGUGCUGGACUACAUCCCAAUCGGAGAGGACUCCAAAGCCCCUGUGAAGAAGAAAUGCAAGUCUAAGAAGCAGGCAGAGCCAGGGGCUGAGGAGCUGAUGCUCAAAAGGAAGAAGAAGAAGCAGCGGAAAGAGAGAAGGGACACAGGAGCACAUGGCGACCAGGAAGCAGACCCGGACUUAGAAGUGGUUCUGGAGAAGAAAGGCAACAUGGACGAGACGCACAUAGACCAGAUGAGGCGAAGGGCCUUGCAAGAAGAGAUAGACCGGGAGUCAGGCAAGACGGAGGUUUCGGAAACCAAGAAAGGGAAAGGAACCAAGUUUGGCCAGUGGGACACUGCUGGUUUUGAGAAUGAGGACCGGAAACUGAAGUUUCUCAGACUGAUUGGUGGCUUUAAGAACCUGUCACCUCCGCCCAGCAGCCGCCCCUCCAGCACAGCCAGCAAGCCCAACAUGGCACUCGGCAAGGAGGCGGCCAACGGCCUGCGGCUCAGCCUGCAGCAGGACUACGAGCGGGCCAAGAGCCGGCAGCACAGCCGGCGAGCUGGCCUCGGCUUCUCCCACGCCCCAAACAAAGUCUUUUAUAUUGACAGGACUGCUUCCAAGUCCAUCAAGUUUGAAGACUAAACUCUUGGGUCUCAGAGGGAGAGGAAAAAGAGAAAGGAAAAAAAAAGCCAAAAUUUCUUUUCUUAUUUAGUUAUGCAGAUUCCAGCCACCCGACAACUGUCCCCAAAGGAGCGGCCAAUUUAGGACAACUAUCUUGAUGUACUGGAAGGAACUGGGGCGGGCGGGGGCAGCUCAGGUUUCUGGAGCCAAGAGCACAAGUGGCCGAAACCCCACUUACCGUGCUAACCAUUCCCUGUCCGACGACACCUGGCGUGUGAUAGCAGCUAGCGUUUGUUGGGGUCUCUGGGUAGUGCUAACGGUUAACACACUUGGCUUCUAAUCGAAGGCUGGAGGUUCGAGUUCACCCAGAGGUGCCUUGGAAGAAAGGCCUGAUGGUCCACUCUAAGAAAGCCACCACUAAAAACCCACGGAGCACAGUUUGGCUCUUGACAUGCAAAAGGUCACCCACCGUGAGUCCACCGUGGCAGCGGGUGUCCGGCAUCUACUGAACGUGUAGUGUGGGUCAGAGACUGUGUGAAAGUGCAUUCUUUACGUUUCUGUGUUUCUCAACAGCCGGUGCUAUGAUCAUGCUCCUCUAGUGGAGGAGAAAACUCAGGUUCAGGGACGUGAUGUAAUUGCCCAGGGCCUCCCAGUUGGGAAGUUCAAACACUGUACUUCAGUAAGCCCCAGCCCAGGCCACUAUUCACUGUGACUUGUCCCCUCAGGGACCAUCACCUGGAAUCCUCGGGAUUAAAGUGUCUUUUGGUUUCAGAA